UUCAGAGGACAAGAUGAAUUGAGAUAAGCAAAUCAUCAGCAUCUUGGAAAGCCACUGAUCCAAAUCAGAUGUUUUGAGAAUGAGUUGCUCUUUUGUCAUAAAGAACAUGUAACUUUUUACAACUCUCAACUGCAUCUGAAUCAGUAGCAGUGUCUGUAGCAGGUUAAAAAGAUUGACUUGGUCUUCCAAAAGCUGUGUUUUCCUGACAGUGCUGUCUGAGCACCUGCAGUCCUCAACAGUGGCAUCCAGUGCCAUUGGAGUAAAGCUCUUUUCAUUGUCUGCCCUACUUGUUAGUUUGGCAGCUAUGGAAGUGAAGGGAGAAGGAAGAAUGCAUCUAAGAUGACACAGAAAUCCAGUAUAGCUAGCAGUAUUCCUGUAAAUUAAUAAGGCAUAAUGAGUCCUAAUGAAUUAUGGGGCAGAAAGCAUAUAUUUAAGCUUUUCCAGCAGGCAUAAACUAGACACCCUGACCAAAGUACACAAUCAUUUGAUUGGUACAAGAAGAUCAUGGGGAUCCAGGUACUAAUGUAGGAAAGGAGGAAGAGAGAGAUCUAGUUAAUCAGUAAUUCCUGGCCAUAAUGCAGGUUUGAACAAACAAUACAGUCUCUCAACAGUAAGGAGAGUAUCUCAGCUUCAACAAUCCUCAGCAAUAGUAUAUUGUUCCUUCAUCUCACAAAGAAGAAAAUGAAAAGCAAGACAAGUUUUCUUCCACAAGGAGAGGCACGUCCUUCCAGAUGUCCUGAUAACACUGCCUUCAAACAACAAAGACUACCAGCUUGGAAGCCCCGGCUUAACAUCGCAACCGUGCUCUCCAGCUUCUUUCUCUCAGGUGCUUUCUGCCUCUCUGUUGGAGUCUGCCUCAUACUUUCUGCAAACAGUGUCAGAGAAAUCCAGAUUGAUUAUUCAGCUCAAUGUUCAGAGUGUUCAAAACUCCGUGAAAAUUCCUCUAACUGGAAUAAGGAAUGCACCUGUUCUGCUAAUUUCACUCUAGAGGAGGGUAUACCGGGUGAUGUUUUUAUGUACUAUGGCCUGCAAAACUUCUAUCAAAACCACCGGCGAUUCAUGAUGUCAAGGAGUGACGCACAGCUGCUGGGCCAGAAUGCAAAGAUUCCAAAGAACUGUGCACCCUUUGCCACCUACCGAAAUGGGACACCCAUGGCUCCCUGUGGUGCUAUUGCCAACAGCAUGUUCAAUGAUACUAUUGAGCUCUUCUACAAUUCUAACUCAUCUGCUAUUCCAGUUCCACUGCUGAAGACUGGGAACUGUUGGUGGACAGAUAAAAAUGUGAAAUUUCGCAAUCCAGAAUCAUACAAUCUCUCUUCUGCUUUUGCAGGGACAGCAAGACCUCCUUACUGGCAGAAACCAGUAUAUUCUUUAGAUGAGGAAGAUGAAAGGAACAAUGGUUAUCUAAAUGAAGACUUCAUUAUCUGGAUGCGAGUGUCGGCCUUUCCUAUGUUCCGAAAUCUUUACCGGCGUGUCAGGCGGGUAAGGCAGUUUGCAGAUGGCCUUCCUGCUGGGAAUUACACUUUUUCUAUUUCCUAUAAUUUCCCUGUUACCAAAUUCAAGGGGAGGAAGCAUGUGAUUCUUUCAACCGUGGUAUGGAGUGGAGGAAGUAGCCCAUUCCUGGGAAUUGCCUAUGUGGUUACUGGCUCAGCAGCAACCCUGACAGGUUUUGUGAUUACUGCCAUCCAUUUAAAGCUCAGAAAAAAGAAGACAUACUUUCAGAAGUAAUAAGGUUCCCUGGCUUUCUGGACAAAGGCAAAGGUGUGCAGUGAAAAAGAGCAUGCAGCACACACCUGUCAUUAUUUUCUCUGAGCUCUGAAUCUGCUUCAGUAACAGGUUUGGUGAUCGUAAGCAAAUUGAGGGGUGUCAAUUUGUCAUCCAAACUCAAACUUUCCCUAGGCUGCAUUCUUACCAAUGUAUGUGUGCCCCUAAAUUUGUUUCCUAGGAAACUUGUGGUGUGAUCAACAUCAAACAACAGACAGCAUAGUGGGUUGGAAUUGCAGUGGCAAAGAAAUUAUAUGGCACUAAUGGCUGGCCAGAAGUAAGGGUCUGUCUCAAUUUCAUACUUAGCCCUUAAUUCAGACAAUAUUUCUCUGGAGCUUUGGAUGGGUAAAAAAGUGAGUUCUUGAUCCCACAAAAAGCUUCAUCAGGUGGAAAAAUCUAGUUGUGAGCCAACCAUGCAUGGGUUAAAUAGCUUUAUGUACUUUUUUAAAGCUAUCCUGAAAAGCAACCAAGUUAGCGCAGCCUAUUCAUCCCAGUUUGACACUCAGUUUGUGAUUGAACACAGGGCACUUGUUAGGAGUUUGG
This is a messenger RNA of Dryobates pubescens (Downy woodpecker), 2307 nucleotides long. Its product is annotated as cell cycle control protein 50C. Gene Ontology annotation, biological process: phospholipid translocation. The transcript is spliced from 7 exons. Bases 682 to 1728 code for a protein of 348 amino acids. Gene Ontology annotation, cellular component: plasma membrane; Golgi apparatus; endoplasmic reticulum. The record is from RefSeq and is a predicted model, not a curated record. NCBI's taxonomy places the organism in Eukaryota, Metazoa, Chordata, Aves, Piciformes, Picidae.